Nasonia vitripennis (jewel wasp) is the source of this 2440-nucleotide messenger RNA. RefSeq names its product CTD small phosphatase-like protein 2. Lineage: Eukaryota; Metazoa; Arthropoda; Insecta; Hymenoptera; Pteromalidae. Gene Ontology annotation, molecular function: phosphoprotein phosphatase activity. The record is from RefSeq and is a predicted model, not a curated record. The transcript has 7 exons. Bases 464 to 2170 code for a protein of 568 amino acids.
CCGAGCGUAAACAGAGAGAGAGAGACGACGCGACGAGCUACAGUCUCGUACCGCGCGCUACAGUGCGAUGCGCCGAGAGAACUGAGAGAGAAGAGAGGAGAGGAGAGAGACGAGGGUAGUACGACGUUCCGUCUGCCGUGCUAUGCUAGUGUGCGCCAGUGCCAGUGGUACGGCGUACGGCGAUGCAGUUUUGAAACGGGCGCCCCCGCCUAUUCCUCUCUGUUGACCGUCAGUGUGUUAUCCCGUGUAUUAUUCUGUGCUGUCCACGCGAUAAGUCAUCGUGGCGAGAGGGACGGAGAAAAGUGCAUCCGAGACUACCGCGGGGCGAAGCUCUCCGAUUGAAGCCGGAGUACCGAGUAGUCUUCUGUGAGCCGUCGACAGUCGCCGGAGAGGAGAGAACCGAGAGACUGGCGAAGGUGCCCUGCUGCAGGAAAACGGAACAUGGGUGUAUAAAGUUGAGACAAUGUGGCUACGAAGCGAGCAUGUUAGUCGAAGGCUGCGUGGCCGAUUAGGCACUACAGUUGGUCCUGCCUCCAAGGGUGCAGCUAGACGUGUCCAAGCAGGCACUGUACGGAAAGCUCCAGCAAUUAAUAAUAGCAGUCAACGUGUACAUACUACUAGUAAAUGUGGACGACUGUCACGUUGGAGACGCCGUUCACCACAUCUUCUGAAGGAAGCAUGCAAAGAAAAUGUUUUGAAUUUUGCAAAAACCACACCUAUUAGACAAGAAAAAGGCCCUCGACGAAGAAAGUGUAUUAAACGUUCUAUGGUUACAUCUACACCAUUGAAUUGCGGAUUACCUAAGGAUAAGAUAAUUCCCCCAAAAACUAACAAGAUUGCUAAAGUAUCCGAAGAAUCUAAAGAAAAUUGGGAUUUGGAUACAAUACCUCUUUACUCUCCACCUAUAGGCAUUUCAGAGCCUGUCUCUUCCUCGACACCAACUGAAGCUUACAACAUAAAAAAUUCAACAGUUAACUCUAUUACUGAACUGAUGCCUCCUCCUGCAGAAACAGCACAACCAGAUUUCUCAUGUCUGCUGGAUGAAGAAGGAAAUAGAACAUCUGUUUCUCCUAUUUUAGACCUACUCUCUCUCCACUAUUCAGCAAUUUGUACAUCAACUGAUCAAUCAGAUGAAUAUUAUAGUGUUUCACACUCAACUUCCAUUUACAACAGCCGCAUGACAUAUUCUACAGAAAGAUAUUUUCCCAAUACAAAGUAUUCAUUUAUUAACAAUAAUGAGAAUAACGACGAUCUAUCAAAAAAUCAAUAUAGCAAUAUUGAAAGUGAAUCUUCAAAAUAUGAAUCAACGCUUGCAUACUCAUCUUCCAAAUACAAUAAUAUAUCAAAUAUUUAUAUUACGAAUUUGGAAAAUCCUUCCGAUUCAAACGGAAAUAUUGAGGAUAAAUAUGAAUCUGAAGAAAUUAGCAGAGAUUACCAAAAUGUCAAGUAUUUGGAAGUUAGUAGCGAAGAAGUAGUUGAGACCUGUGAUGUUGAUAAUAUGGUAACAAACGUGACAGAUGAUAGGGAUUCGUUUGAUCCCUAUGUGUUUAUCAAGCAUUUACCACCGUUGACAGCAGCAAUGAGAGCAAGAUGUCCAGCACUCCCUUUAAAAACAAGGAGCAGUCCAGAGUUCAGUUUAGUCUUGGAUUUGGAUGAAACUUUAGUGCAUUGCAGUUUACAGGAAUUGUCAGAUGCAUCAUUUCGUUUUCCAGUGGUUUUCCAAAAUAUAACUUACACAGUCUUUGUAAGAACAAGACCGUUCUUCCGCGAGUUUUUAGAGCACGUAUCAUCAUUGUAUGAAGUCAUAUUAUUUACGGCAAGCAAGCGCGUCUAUGCAAAUAAACUGAUGAAUCUGCUGGAUCCAACUAGAAAACUGAUCAAGUAUCGAUUGUUUCGGGAACAUUGCGUUUGCGUAAAUGGAAAUUACAUUAAAGAUUUGUCCAUCCUAGGAAGAGAUCUAUCCAAAACCGUAAUUAUUGAUAACAGUCCGCAAGCAUUCGGAUACCAGUUGGAAAAUGGUAUACCAAUAGAAAGUUGGUUUGCAGAUCGAACGGAUAGCGAAUUAAUGAAACUAGUACCAUUUUUGGAAAACCUUGUACAUUGGGGUGGAGAUGUUCGACCGCGCAUUCGAGAACAGUUCCGACUUUUCAGUUUUCUACCACCUGAUUAAUUUUAAUACAAAAAAGCAAACUUAUAGACCAAAUUAAAGUGGGUUUUUUCACUUUAGCGCUGGUCGAAAUAGCUUUGUUUUAAUACGUACAUUCAAACUAAUAUAGUCAGUUUUGUCUCUACAGACAUUACUGUUCUAUAUAUAAAAUUGGCGAUAAAGUUUGACUGCGAAAGAUAACAGGUAAAAAUCUAUUAUUGAAUAUAAUAACCCAAAGGGUAUAAAAAUAUAUCUAUAUACAAAUACACACACACACACACACACACACAUAUA